Messenger RNA from Talaromyces rugulosus, 738 nucleotides. RefSeq lists its product as uncharacterized. Lineage: Eukaryota; Fungi; Ascomycota; Eurotiomycetes; Eurotiales; Trichocomaceae. The transcript has a single exon. Gene Ontology annotation, biological process: cilium assembly. The record is from RefSeq and is a predicted model, not a curated record. Bases 1 to 738 code for a protein of 245 amino acids.
AUGAAGACCCUCAGCCAGAACGACAAAAACGUUCUGUCCCGAAUUUUCGAGUCUCAUCCUUCGGGAUCUUUAGCGACCUCACCAAUUGAUCAUACUCUCCCAACCAGUCUUCCUUCGAUUCCCCCAGGCGCUCUUUCAGAACUCCGUGAACUCGAGUUCGCUGCUAUCAGCCCUCUGGAUGGUGAACGUCCGUCACAAGAAUCACUUCGUCAAAGUAUUGCUAAAUUAACCGACCUUGUAACGUCAUACCCACAAUAUUCAAGUGCGUACAAUAAUCGUGCCCAGGCAUUACGCCUGUUACAUGGAGACGAUUUAUACAAUGAGGCUAUCAGAGAUAGUACUUUGUGGAGCGAUCUUUGCAGCGCCAUUGCAUUUGCGUCGCCCGGUCAAUCGCAACAGCGAGUCUGCGAACUGCAGGGGCAAAUCUUGAGGUCUGCUUAUGCCCAAAGAGGAUUUUUGACAUGGAAAGCAGCAAAGAACUCAGCAAUCACCCUGGAUUCCAAUAAUCUGCCGUUGGAACUAGUAGGCCUAGAGAAAGAGGCUAUUGAAGACAAAGCAAGAAGCGACCUAGAAGCUGCAGGCAGAUAUGGCGACCAGGAGGCAAAGAAAAUGGCCAUCAGUGCCAACCCGUAUGCCAGACUUUGUGGCAACAUCGUGGAAGAGGCCAUGAUAGCAGAAAUGCAAAAAAUGAGGGAUUCGUGGAAUAAAGGUCAAAGUCAUACAUCCAAAGGUAACUGA